UGAAACUGUUUCCAAGAUGAAAACACUGAAGCCUCUCCCCACGGCUGAAGCUUCUAACCAGACGGGAAACAUGACAAAUAAGUUGAAGAUUGAUAAACCGAUUAAUUUGAAUCAUCCUCUUAAAUUGAACCGGGAAGUGUCACCCAAAGAGCAAGAAAAUCCGGAAGGUGGGUCCUACUAUUAUCCAGAUAGAUCCUACGUGGCUACAGUACAGCCGUCUAGAUGAUUGACUUUAAAAAGGUCAAACCUUGAAUCCCAUUUCUCUCGGCGAUAAGGAAACACCAGACCAAGGAGGAGCCGGGAAAAUCAGACAGCAGUUGAUCUUCGAACUCCAGCUUCUUGCGUGAUUGAGAAUGAGUUUAUCAUCACCAACCAGUGCUUGCAGCUCGUCGAGAUGUUACUCCUCGGGCUUAUCGUUGCCAAUAGGGUUCCGAUCAAGUCCCAUCAAUGUAGGAUUGGUUUCUCACCCAAGAAGACACACUAACUCUCCUCGGAAGCUCGUCAUAGCUUCCUCCUCAUCCUCAGAUCCUUUAUUGGUUAAAGCUGCUAAGGGGCAACCAGUGACUCGUCCUCCAGCUUGGAUGAUGAGGCAAGCAGGAAGGUACAUGUCCGUCUACAAAAAGCUAGCCCUGAAGCACCCUUCCUUCAGAGAGAGAUCAGAGAACACUGAUCUCAUUGUGGAGAUCUCUCUGCAGCCUUGGCAAGCUUUUAAACCAGACGGUGUCAUCAUAUUCUCCGACAUCCUCACUCCCUUACCCGCCUUCGGCGUCCCUUUCGACAUCGAGGAAGUCAAAGGCCCUGUGAUCCAGUCCCCCAUCAGAACCGAAGAUGAUCUCAAGAAGCUGCAUCCUAUUGAUCUCGAGAAGCUUCAGUUCGUUGGAGACUCUCUGAAGAUUCUGAGACGAGAGGUGGGGGAGCAUGCUGCUGUGUUGGGUUUCGUUGGAGCGCCGUGGACGAUAGCGACUUAUAUAGUUGAAGGAGGGACGACUCGGACGUAUACUGUGAUCAAGAGGAUGUGUCAUACUGCACCUAAUGUGCUGAGAGCUCUUUUGUCUCAUUUGACUAAGGCUAUUACGGAGUAUGUUGUGUACCAAGUUGAGCACGGAGCUCACUGCAUACAGAUAUUUGAUUCUUGGGGUGGGCAGUUGACUCCUGAGAUGUGGGAGCGCUGGUCCAAACCUUACAUUGAAGAGAUCAUUGAUGCUGUGAAGAGAAGAUGUCCAGACACGCCGAUAGUUUUCUACAUCAAUGGAAACGGCGGCCUUCUUGAGCGGAUGAAAGGAACCGGAGCUGAUGUUAUUGGACUAGACUGGACUGUAGAUAUGGCUGAUGGAAGGAGGAGACUUGGGAGCGAUGUUAGCGUGCAGGGGAAUGUUGAUCCAGCUUUCCUAUUCUCUCCGCUUCCUGCUUUAACUGAAGAAAUUCAAAGAGUUGUGAAGAGUGCUGGACCAAAAGGGCAUAUACUCAACCUAGGACAUGGUGUCUUGGUAGGGACACCAGAGGAAGCCGUGGCUCAUUUCUUUGAAACCGCAAGGAGCUUGGAUUACAAAACGUUUUUCCAAAACCAUGUUCCUGCAGAAUCUGAACUGGUUGCCUGAGGAGAGGAAUGUUGAAUAGACAGGAAUCAGAGAAAAACUUCUGUUUCUGACUCAUAAUCUUAUCCUAGAGUGAGUGACUUGCUUUGAGAACAGUCGACACUGUCCCGGUUUUAACUUUAACAGUGUCUUGAGUUUGAAAAUUUUCCCUGUUUGUAUUCUCGAUCUUUAUUUGUUGUAUCUUCUAUGUGAAACCAAGUAGGUUGUUUUUGUAUCAUGAACUGAAAAAGAAAAAGAAAAAGAAAAAGAAGCCACUAAUCUCAGUCUGAA
Molecule: messenger RNA, 1865 nt
Organism: Brassica napus (rape)
Lineage: Eukaryota; Viridiplantae; Streptophyta; Magnoliopsida; Brassicales; Brassicaceae
Product: uroporphyrinogen decarboxylase 1, chloroplastic
Exons: 6
Coding region: 354-1598 (414 amino acids)
Biological process (GO): porphyrin-containing compound biosynthetic process
Molecular function (GO): uroporphyrinogen decarboxylase activity
Source: RefSeq, a predicted model, not a curated record